UUGAGUUUGUAAAAAACUUUUGAUCUCACUUCUGUGCAUCAUUAGUAAAUGGUGUUUAAUACUGUAUUGAUAGCUGUAGGAAGUACAGUGUCCCAAGUAAACUUUUCUAGCUGGUUCUACUCUUUUAAGAAAACCAACCAAUAUUUACUAGGCAGAAAGAUAAUCCAGAGUGCACUCACUUCUAAAGCUGCAACCCUGUAAUGCCAUGGGUCAGCUUCCCAGACUGUGGAUUUUAGGUGGGUGAAGGAGAAAAAAGCAGUAGAAGAGGUAGGCUGAGCAAGGAGGUUGUCCUAGGGUGACUGUUAUCCCCAUUCGUGUGUAUGUAAUUUAUGCUGGAUAUUAUGUUCUGUGCCUUUAAGACUGGCAGAGUGAGAGUUUUGUUUUGGGCCUCUUAUCAGCCACUCGGCAGGACAUACAGAUAGCACCAGUGCAUGUUGCGGCUUUUUUGCUUUUUGCCCUGCUAUUUGCUUUCGCUCUUGCUUCUGCUUUGCUUCUGCUUUGGUUGCUCUUGCUUUUUUUCCCCCCUUCUCAUUAGUUACUUUAGCUAAACAGUCCAAAUUCCUUUCUGGACUGUUCCCCCCACCCCGUUGGACCUGCUGACUGCUCCGGACUGGGAUUUAGAACACGGAGAGAGAGGUUACACCUUGUGACUGCAGCAGCUGCCUCAGCGCCGGAGGGACUGAUAACAGCAAACCCCCAGGAGAGACUUUUCUGAUUUUGUCAUCUUUCUCAGAGCAGUGGAAGAGUGGUCUCAUCUGGUAUUGUUCAUUGUGUGUGCUGGGGGGUGCUGUGAUUGUCAAAUAAACAGGUUCUUUCCACCUCUCUCCGAGGAAUUCUUCCCAAACCAACUGGGGGAGGGGCCGUGUGGGUUUGCUUUUGGAGAAGCCCUUUUUGGGGAUUCUCUCCCAAAUUUUCCCUAAACCAGGACAAAUUUUGGCGCCCAACAUAGGUAGAGGCUAGGGAAAACCGUGUUUUUUGGACUGUGUGGAUUCGUUGGUCUGGCACAUCUGAACCACAAGAAUACGAAGCUUUGGUUGACACUGGUGCGCAGUGCACAUUAAUCCCAUCGAGACAUGUGGGGACGGAGUCUGUUUCUAUUGCCGGUGUGACAGGGGGAUCCCAGGAUUUCACCUUGGUGGAAGCGGAUGUGAGCCUGACGGGAAAUGAGUGGAAGAAACACCCCAUUGUGACUGGCCCGGAGGCCCCAUGUAUUUUGGGCAUAGAUUACCUUCGAAGUGGGUAUUUCAAGGACCCAAAAGGAUAGCAGCUCUAGUGACUAAGGGCAUCCAGCAAUUGAAUACUUUGCCUGGACUGUCAGAAAAUCCAUCUGCAGUAGGACUUCUGAAGGGAGAAGAGCAACAGGUGCCAAUUGCCACUUCCGCAGUGCAUCGACGGCAGUAUAGAACCACUCGAGAUGCUGUGAUCCCCAUCCAUAAGAUGAUCCGAGAGCUGGAGAGCCAAGGGGUGGUCAGCAAGACCCACUCACCCUUCACAGCCCCAUUUGGCCUGUGCGUAAAUCUGAGGGAGAAUGGAGAUUGACGGUGGACUACCGUGCAUUGAAUGAAGUGACUCCACCACUGAGCGCUGCUGUGCCAGACAUAUUAGAGCUCCAGUACGAGCUAGAGUCCAAGGCAGCAAAGUGGUACGCCACUAUUGACAUUGCCAAUGCAUUUUUCUCCAUUCCUCUGGCAGCAGAAUGCAGGCCUCAGUUUGCUUUCACCUGGAGGGGAGUGCAGUAUACCUGGAACCGACUGCCCCAGGGGUGGAAGCACAGUCCCACCAUCUGCCAUGGACUGAUCCAGACCGCACUGGAAAAGGGUGAGGCUCCAGAACACCUCCAGUAUAUUGAUGACAUCAUUGUGUGGGGGAACACAGCCACAGAAGUGUUUGAGAAAGGACAGAAAAUCAUGCAAAUCCUCCUGGGAGCUGGUUUUGCCAUUAAAAAGAGCCAAGUAAAGGGACCAGCUCGUGAGAUUCAGUUCCUGGGCGUGAAGUGGCAAGACGGACGGCGUCAGAUCCCAACAGAUGUCAUUAACAAGAUCACAGCUAUGUCCCCACCAACCAAUAAGAAGGAAGCGCAAGCUUUCCUAGGUGCCAUAGGCUUUUGGAGAAUGCACAUUCCCGAGUACAGUCAGAUUGUCAGCCCUCUUUACCUGGUCACCUGCAAGAACAAUUUCCACUGGGGCCCUGAGCAACAACAAGCUUUUGCCCAGAUCAAGCAGGAGAUUGCUCAUGCAGUAGCCCUUGGUCCGGUCAGGACAGGACCAGAUGUGAAGAACAUGCUCUACGCUGCAGCCGGGAACCAUGGCUUGUCCUGGAGCCUUUGGCAGAAGGUGCCUGGGGAGACUCGGGGUCGACCACUAGGAUUUUGGAGUCGAAGCUACAGAGGCUCUGAAGCCAACUAUACUCCAACGGAGAAAGAAAUUUUGGCUGCCUAUGAAGGAGUCCAAGCUGCCUCAGAGGUAAUUGGCACGGAAGCACAACUCCUCCUGGCACCCGACUGCCGGUGCUGGGGUGGAUGUUCAAAGGCAAGGUUCCUUCCACUCAUCAUACCACCGACACUACAUGGAGCAUGUGGAUUGCCCUUAUCACUCAGCGCGCCCGUAUAGGUAAACUGAAUCGCCCUGGGAUUUUGGAGGUGAUUACAACUUGGCCCGAAGGUGAGAAUUUCGGUGUCACAGAUGAAGAACCAGAACCAGUGAGACGGGCUGAAGAGGCCCCUCCAUAUAACCAGCUGCCCCCAGAGGAAACACGCUACGCCCUUUUCACGGACGGUUCCUGUCACAUUUUAGGGAUGAACCGGAAGUGGAAAGCAGCCAUAUCGAGCCCCACACGACAGGUCACUCAAGCUACCGAAGGAGAAGGUGGAUCGAGCCAACUUGCUGAACUCAAAGCUGUUCAGCUGGCCCUGGACAUUGCUGAGAGAGAGAAAUGCCCAGGCUCUACCUUUACACUGAUUCAUGGAUGGUAGCCAAUGCUCUGUGGGGAUGGCUGGAGAGGUGGAGAGAGGCCAAUUGGCAGCGUAAGGGGAAACCAAUUUGGGCUGCUGAUGAGUGGAAAGACAUCGCUGCUAGGGUAGGGAAGCUACCUGUGAAGGUCCACCAUGUAGACGCCCAUGUCCCCAAGAGUAGAGCCAAUGAGGAGCACCAACAAAUUGAGCAGGCAGACCAGGCUGCAAAGAUAGAGGUGUCAAAGGUAGACCUAGAUUGGGAACACAAGGGAGAGUUAUUCCUAGCUCGGUGGGCCCAUGAUGCCUCAGGCCAUCAAGGCAGGGAUGCCACCUAUAAGUGGGCAUGAGACUGAGGGGUGGAUCUAACCAUGGACAGUAUUUCUCAGGUUAUCCACGACUGUGAGACGUGUGCUGCCAUCAAACAGGCCAAGCGAGUGAAGCCCCUGUGGUAUGGUGGGUAGUGGUCCAAGUACAGGUAUGGGGAGGCCUGGCAGAUUGACUACAUCACACUGCCGCAGACAUGCCAAGGUAAGCGCUACGUGCUGACCAUGGUAGAAGCCACCACUGGAUGGUUGGAAACCUACCCUGUGUCUCAUGCCACUGCCCGUAACACCAUCCUAGGCCUUGAAAAGCAGGUCCUUUGGAGGCAUGGUACCCCUGAGAGGAUUGAGUCAGACAAUGGGACUCAUUUCAAGAACAGCCUUAUCAACACCUGGGCUAGGGAACAUGGCAUUGAGUGGGUGUACCAUAUCCCCUACCAUGCACCAGCUGCAGGCAAAGUGAAGAGGUGCAAUGGACUGUUGAAAACCACUUUGAAAGCGUUAGAUAGGGGAUCCUUCAAAAAUUGGGAGCAGCACUUAGCAAAGGCUACCUGGUUAGUUAACACUUGAGGUUCCACUAACCGAGCAGGUCCUGCCCAGUCUGAGUCCCUGAAUAUAAUAGAUGGAGUUAAAGUCCCAGUGGUACAUGUCAGAGGUUUGUUAGGGACGACAGUGUGGAUCAAUUCUGCCUCGAGUACAGACAAACCCAUUUGUGGGGUUGUCUUUGCUCAGGGACCAGGAUGCACAUGGUGGGUGAUGCAGAGAGAUGGAACAACACGAUGUGUACCUCAGGGAGAUCUGAUUGUGGGGUGAGAAUGAAAUUGUUUGACGAUAUGGGGAUAAGGGGUGGAAUGUCCUAGGGUGACUGUUAUCCCCAUUCGUGUGUAUGUAAUUUAUGCUGGAUAUUAUGUUCUGUGCCUUUAAGACUGGCAGAGUGAGAGUUUUGUUUUGGGCCUCUUAUCAGCCACUCGGCAGGACAUACAGAUAGCACCAGUGCAUGUUGUGGCUUUUUUGCUUUUUGCCCUGCUAUUUGCUUUCGCUCUUGCUUCUGCUUUGCUUCUGCUUUGGUUGCUCUUGCUUUUUUUCCCCCCUUCUCAUUAGUUACUUUAGCUAAACAGUCCAAAUUCCUUUCUGGACUGUUCCCCCCACCCCGUUGGACCUGCUGACUGCUCCGGACUGGGAUUUAGAACACGGAGAGAGAGGUUACACCUUGUGACUGCAGCAGCUGCCUCAGCGCCGGAGGGACUGAUAACAGAGCAAACACUCAGGAGAGACUUUCUGAAUUUGUCAUCUUUCUCAGAGCAGUGGAAGAGUGGUGUCAUCCGGGUUUGGACGUGGCAGAGGGAAAGGAGCAGGGAGGUUUUCAACCCAAGGCAUGGGGACAUUCAACCCUGCAGACUAUAUGGAGUCUUCUGCCACUGAUGGCUUUGGGACAAAAUCAGAGAUUUGGGAGACUGGUCAGAAUGAUGCAGAUGAUGGAACUGGAGCAUGGAAAAACUCAGUAGAAGAAUGGACUGCAGAAGACUGGAAUGAAGAUGAAAAGAAAAAGAAACCAGGCAGUGUUGUGGAGGGUGCUGAUCUUCUCUCGCAGACUCCGGGGGGUCCUGGACGUCCAAGGUCAGGUCCGGAGCCGCUUUCUGAAGCAAAAGUCUUCACUGCUUCCUCUGUUCCAGCUGAGAAUCAUAUGACUCCUAGGCAAAGCAUUGAUUUGGUAACAAUGCUUCAAAAGCCCGAAAAGCCUGUGACCCUUAUCCAAGAGACAGAAGGCAACUCAUUUGAGGCUCCCCAGCAACAAACCUUUGGCCAAGCCCUGGUUUUCACAAAUUCUCAGCACAGCACCCAGAUGGCAUCAGGAACUGGCAGCUCCAGUGCUGUAAACUCUUAUUCUCCUCAAAGUCUGUCUGCAGUUCUUUGUCCUGGCUUUCGAGAACGUGGGUCUCCUAAACUGACAAACUCUACUGGAUCCCAAAUCUUGAACCAAUUGAAAUCUCCAGGUUUGGGUCACUUUACCUCUCAACAAAACAAUAAUAGUUCUACUACCACUACCACAUCAUCCUGGGAUCAAAAACCGCCCAUUACCCAGGCUUCAGUCCUUAGUCAGUUUGACUUGAAAUCGCAGCCUCAACCAUCCCCAGUUCUAAUCCAUCUGACCCAGCGACAGCAACAACAAACACAGACAUCCCCUGUUCCUCCUCCUGGGCUGGAGUCCUUCUCCCAGGUAAAACUCCACGAACCAUUACCAGUAGAUACCUCUACUGCUGUUAGCAAAAUGUUACAGCUCCCCACUAUAUCUAUGGAUAACCAGGAAGUGACUGCCCACCAAACCCAGCAGAAGCAGCUAAAACCACCAAAACGGAGGACAACUCCAGCAUCCAAGAUUCCUGUCUCAGCAGUGGAGAUGCCUGGAUCAGCAGAUGUGACAGGAUUAAAUGUUCAGUUUGGAGCUUUGGAGUUUGGAUCAGAGCCUACGCUCACAGAAUUUGGAUCAACUUCAAGCAGUGAGAAUACCAGCCAGGCAAUCAACAAUAGCUUGUACUCAAAAUCUGUCAAUGAUCCUUUGAAUACCUCUCUGCCAAUAUCCAGUACAGUACAGGAGUCCACCUACACAACCUCUGCUGUCAACUCUUCCAGUGUGACCUGCUCAUCCCAGAGCACCAGCCCAGUAACAACUUCCUCCUAUGAGCAGACUUCUGUGCUUAGUAGGAUAGUGUAUGAAAGCUCCAUGGCUCCAUCUGAACCAACCCCUGUUGCAGUUACAAAUGGACACAACAGUGUUAGAACACAGGCAACUCCUGACACUACUUCAUCAGUUCCUGUGCUUAAGACAGAGCCUUCUCCCUCACUACCUUCUGCUGGUUCUCUGCCCAGCAUGGUGUCCACUACUGCUUCACUUCUGCCUUCAGCAUCGCAGCAUGUAGGAACUUUGCCCAGCUUUUCUCAGUCCAGUGAUCUGGCCAGCAGCUCACUCUCACAGUUAAGCAGCUCCCUUUCCAAUCAUCAGAGCAGCCUCUCCCCUGCCUCAGUGUUGUCUUCAAGCACAUCACAUGUGCACACUAGUGUUGAGAACACAACUUCACUUCAGCCUUCAACAACUUUUUCAACUGCUUCAACCUCAGCCACUAGCACCACCUCUUCUGUUGUCAGCAUGGCAAGCAGUAUGAACACUACAGCUAGCCUUGGCCUGAGUGUUACCAGUGUGUCUGCUACCUCACGGGCAGCUCCCUUAAUGUCUUCAGGCAAAGCUCCCCCAAAUCUGCCUCAAGGUGUAUCACCCUUGUUGCAUAACCAGUAUAUUGUGGGACCUGGAGGACUUCUGCCCGCCUACCCACAGAUUUAUGGUUAUGAUGAUCUCCAGAUGCUUCAAUCCAGGCUGCCAAUGGAUUACUACGGAAUUACAUUUCCUGCUCCUGCAACCUUGACAGGCAGAGAUGGAAGCCUUGCUAACAACCCCUUCUCAGGUGACGUAACAAAAUUUGGCUGUGGGGAUUCUGCCUCCCCUGCUCCUGCUACCACGCUCGCUCAGUCACAGCAGAACCAGACUCAGACUCACCAUACAACUCAGCAGCCAUUCCUCAAUCCAACCCUGCCCCCGGGGUACAGCUUCACUGGGUUACCUUAUUAUGCUGGUGUGCCCGGUGUUCCAAGUGCAUUCCAAUACGGGCCAACCAUGUUUGUACCUCCAGCAUCUGCUAAACAGCAUGGAGUCAACCUGAAUACCACUUCGACUCCUUUUCAGCAAGGGAGUGGCUAUGGGCAGCAUGGCUAUGGGGCAGGCUAUGAUGACUUAACACAGGGAACAGCAGCUGGAGAUUACAGCAAAGGAGGCUACAGUGGGUCAUCUCAAGCACAAAACAAAUCUGCUGGCACUGGACCUGGGAAAGGUGUUUCUGUGACCUCAAGUAACACGGGUGUACCUGAUAUCAGUGGCUCAGUCUAUAACAAGACUCAGACAUUUGACAAACAGGGAUUCCAUGCUGGCACACCACCUUCUUUUAGCCUACCCUCUGCUCUCGGAUCAACUGGGCUGAACCCUGGUGCUGCCCCAGGUUAUGCUCCAGCCCCGUUUCUCCAUAUCCUCCCUGCACAUCAGCAGCCUCAUUCCCAGAUGCUGCAUCACCACCUUCAGCAAGAUGGGCAGGGUGGAUCUGGCCAACGUAAUCAACCCAGCACCAUGCAGCAAAAGUCUCAGGCUACCAAAACCUAUGGUACUUCUCCAUACUGGACAAACUAAAUCCAAAACUGGGGAGGGGGGAGAGAAUGAAAGGAGAGGAGGCAGAAAAAGAGAGAAAAAUAAAAAGCUGACCCCCAUUCCUAGAAUUAUUAGGAGAAAUUACUGCUCAGCCAAACAUCUGUGGGGGAGAACUGCAGCCAGGCAGCCAUUCUCAGUGUGACUUGCCUGCUUCCUCUUGAAGUUGCUGUUGUAUGUAAUAUAUUUAUAUAUGUAUUUGUAAAUGCAAUAGAGGCUAAAUGUGGUUUUCUGCAUCUUGCAGCCUGUUUUAUUUUCUUUGUGGGGAAACUUAUUAUGAAUUUCCCAUCUGCAUCAGAUCAUCCUUCCUUGUUUUUUUAAGCUUUAUAACUCUGUCAAAAGACAAACUGACAAACUGUGCCUUUUUCUUUUCUUUUUUUUUCUCUCUUUUUUUUUUUUUUUUUUGAGCUGGAGCCUAUUUAUUUAAUGCAGUUCUAAAUUCAGGCAAAUAAGACUUGCUUUCCCCCUCCCCCCCCCGAAAAAAAAAGUAAUCAAGAUGUGUCCUGUUUAUUUGAUUUCUGCCCUCAGCACCCAAUAUAGCUGUUACUUGAAAGAGAUAAAAAAGGGGCUGGGGGAAGGGAAAAAAAAACUUGUGGGUCCUUCCUCUUUCUUUCAUCUCCUCAUUCUUUCCUGCUGUGGAAGAUGAACUCUUGUGGGCAGUUUGUUCACUGUGGCCCUGAGCUGCACUUUCACCUUUUUAUUUUUCACUUUUUUAAUAAUAAAGACCUUUUUUUGUUA
Molecule: messenger RNA, 8254 nt
Organism: Serinus canaria (Common canary)
Lineage: Eukaryota; Metazoa; Chordata; Aves; Passeriformes; Fringillidae
Product: ubiquitin-associated protein 2-like
Exons: 24
Coding region: 4646-7501 (951 amino acids)
Cellular component (GO): nucleus; cytoplasm
Molecular function (GO): protein binding
Source: RefSeq, a predicted model, not a curated record